This is a messenger RNA of Daldinia vernicosa, 2784 nucleotides long. Its product is annotated as ATP-dependent DNA helicase II subunit 2. Gene Ontology annotation, cellular component: nucleus; Ku70:Ku80 complex. Lineage: Eukaryota; Fungi; Ascomycota; Sordariomycetes; Xylariales; Hypoxylaceae. Bases 231 to 2405 code for a protein of 724 amino acids. Gene Ontology annotation, biological process: double-strand break repair via nonhomologous end joining; telomere maintenance; DNA recombination. Gene Ontology annotation, molecular function: telomeric repeat DNA binding; double-stranded DNA binding; damaged DNA binding. The record is from RefSeq and is a predicted model, not a curated record. The transcript has 7 exons.
CCGUAAUUUACAGGUGUUCUAACCUGUCGCCUGCCAGCCCACCUUUAGGUUAGGUACCUACAUCUUAAGGUACCCGUAUACAAGAUACUUGUUACUUCUAGGCAGAUAUCCAGAUAUCCUGCCUCACGGAUCAUUCUAAUGCCAUCUUAAGUAAACUUCUAUUCUAUCCUCAUUUCUCAUUUCUCAUCACAUUUAUUCCAAACCCAAUAAUCCACAAUAUCACCGCGACGAUGGCAGACAAGGAGGCUACGGUGUAUAUCAUCGACCUCGGGUCGUCGAUGGGUGACUGUCAUAAUGGUAGAAUCGAAUCCGAUCUUGACUGGGGUAUGCGCUACGUGUGGGACAAGAUCACGACAACUGUUGCUGCCUCGCGGAAGACAUGGACGGUCGGGGUCGUUGGUGUAAGAACCGACGAGACCGUCAACCCUUUACAGGAGCAAGCAGGAGAAGGUUAUGAGAAUAUCUCCAUCUUACAGGAGCUCGGGCCAAUGAACUUGACUAGCCUUCGCGAUUUGCAAGGUCGUAUAAAACCUAGUGAUACUGAUACUGGCGACUCUAUCUCGGCUAUAAUAGUGGCCGUGGAGAUGAUCGAGAAGUACACCAAGAAGCUGAAGUAUAAACGGAAAGUCAUCCUUGUCACAGAUGGCGAGGGCCCUAUUGACCCCGAUGAUUUGGAUGACAUAUCAGCAAAGAUCAAGGGCUGCGGUAUCGAGCUUAUCGUUUUAGGUAUAGAUUUUGACGAUGUCGAGUUUGGCUUCGAGGAAGAGGAUAAGUCAAGUCAAAAAAGAAUAAAUGAGAGACUUCUAAAAUCCCUGGUUGAUAAAUGCGACGGAUUAUAUGGUACCAUGGCAGAGGCCAUUACUGAACUAGAGAUGCCGAGAUUAAAGCCUGUCAGACCGUAUAAGACAUACGAUGGGGAACUUACUCUUGGAAACCCCCAGGAACACCCAGAUGCUAUGAGCAUUAGCGUGGAGCGGUACUUCAAGACACACAAGGCGACGGUGCCGCCGGCUAGUCGAGUAGUGCUUAAAACCGAACCUAGUCCGUCUCAAGCUGCUGAGGGUGACGAGAUGGAAGGUGUAGAAUUCACAAGCGGAUUUUCUGCGGUGAAAAAUGCUCGGACAUAUAAGGUCAACGACCCCGAUGCACCAGGAGGUAAACGGGAUGUCGAAUUCGAAUCAUUGGCAAAGGGGUAUGAAUAUGGGAGGACGGCCGUUCAUAUCAGCGAAUCUGAAUACAAUAUUACCAAGCUUGAGACCAAGAAAUGCUUCACCAUCCUAGGGUUUAUACAUCAAGAGAAGUAUGAGCCAUUCUUCAAUAUGGGAGAGACAGGUCAGACAAUUCCCCAGAAAUUUAACGACGAUGCCGCGCUUAAACUCUCAUCGUUCAUACACUCCCUUCAGGAACUUGAGUCUUAUGCAGUAGCACGGAUCGUAACGAAGGACGGAAAGGAGCCAUCUCUCGUUCUACUUGCGCCUCACAUCGAACCUGACUUCGAGUGCUUAUACGACGUGCCCUUGCCGUUUGCUGAAGAUGUCAGAAACUACCAGUUUCCCCCGCUUGAUAAGGUGAUCACGGUCACUGGAAAUAUCAAGCACGAAGACCAUCGGCUUUUGCCUAGUCAGGAACUAUCAGAUGCCAUGGAUGACUACGUGGACGCCAUGGAUAUCUCAAGCUGGGCGAAAGAUGAUGACGGCAAUCGCACUAUGGAAUACGCUCCCGUUGAGGAUGUAUUUUGUCCUCCGCUUCAUCGUAUUAAUCAGGUCGUCCGCCACCGAGCAAUCUAUACAGAUCAGCCGCUUCCCCCAGUUGCUCCCAUCCUACUCAAAUAUUCAAACCCGCCUGAAGAUUUAAUGGCUAAAGCCAAAUCGAAACUUGAAGAUCUCAUAGCUGAAGCUAGUGUCAAGAAAGUACCACCCAAAGCGAAAGGGAGACGAGAAAAGGGAGCCAAGCCCGAGCCUAUUUCGGGUCUUGAUAUCGAUGCACUCCUCAACCAGCCUCAAAAUAAGCGUAAGAAGAUUGACUCUGAUAACGCCAUUCCCGAGUUCAAGCAGAUGGUUGAAUAUGCCAACGACGAGUCCGAGAUUGAGAGCGCCGCAAAGCAGAUGGGUACUAUUAUUCGUUCACUUAUCACAAACAGCUUAGGGGAUAGCGGCUACGAUCGCGCCAUAGAAAACCUUGGUGUGUUCAGAGAUACGAUGGUCAAGUGGGAGAUGCCAGCCUUGUACAACUCGUUCUUGAAAGAUUUGAAGAAUCGUCUACUCUCGGGCGAGCUUGGCGGUGACAGAAGAGAGCUCUGGUGGCAAAUGAAAGGGGCUAAAGCCUCGUUGGGCCUGAUCGACAAGAGCCUGUCUGAGCCGUCUAGCAUAACCCCCGAGGAAGCCACAGAGUUCUUCAAGAAGUGAUGCUCAUCAUAACAUUUAAAUUCCAUAAUUCAGUCAGACAUGUAAGAGCCUGGAGGUUUUGCUUGUAGGGAAUAGGUCAGGUAGGCAUUUAGAUGUCAGUAAGUGUUAUAUGAAAACGGGGAGGGAAUGCAGUAAUUUUCAAGGCCUUAUAACUAACAAAGAGCCCUUCAAUAAUUAUAAAACUACACCCCGAAUGUGCCACGGAAAAUUCAGGAAAAACUACUUCGUCGAACAUGUAGUACCUAAAGAUUCGGUAGUGAUAUAGGGGUUUAGCAUAGGAGAGAUGGUAGGCAAUCCAGGGGCUGCACAGUCGGAUACGUACCUACCUAAGGCAGCAUGAAAUGAUAGACGUAUAAAAGUACCAUUUAGAAGUUACGGC